AUGAUCAAGGCACAGAACCAGAAAAUGAAACAGGUGGAGGGGUGGUUCUGGAAGAAUUACCAAUAUGUAUUGGCUUUUCUCUUUGCCAUUGAGGAGAUUAACAAGAGCCCCAAUCUGCUCCCCAACCUUUCUCUGGGCUCUGAUCUCUACAACGCCUUUCCCACUCAACAAAGAACCUUGGAGAGUGCUGUGGUUUUAUUCUCAGGAGGGAAUCAGCCUCUCCCCAACUACAACUGCAACAGAGGACAGUUCAUCCAAGUCCUGCCUUGGGGAGCACUGACUACUGACACCUCUCAGCUACCCCAAUCACCCAAACUCAUAAUCAUGCUAUUUCAUUUCUUAUUUCAGAUCACGUAUGGUCCUUUUGAUCCCAUCCUAAGCAAUAAAAACCAGUUUUCAUCACUCUAUCAAAUAGCCCCAAAGGACAGUUUUCUGACCCAUGGGAUCAUUGGGCUAUUGCAGCACUUUGGCUGGACAUGGGUAGCACUCUUUGUACCUGAUGAUACGAAAGGGGAGCAGUUCCUUCAGGAUCUAAAAGCACAGAUGCUUAGACAAGAUAUCUGUGUGGCCUUCACAAAGACGCUCCCUGUGACUACAGGGUACAAGUUCAUGGAAGACAAGACUGACAUGCUGUCCAUGUCUGACUCCAGCUAUUUGAUCUACAACGCUGUGUACGCAGUGGCCCAAGUUGUCCAUAGGAUUCUUUUGGAAAAAAGUGAAAUGGGAUGUCCUGGUGGUACAGAGCGGCCUCUGCUUCUCCCCUGGCAGUAUGAUAUCCAGAACCUGGUGAAGUUUCCUAAUGACAGUUGGAAGCUAGUUAAAGUGGGAGAGUUUGUCUCUAAGAGUCCACACGAUCAAGAUUUGGUCAUCAAAAAUGAGAUGCUGAAAUGGCCUGAUGUAUUCCAAGAAACUCCUCCAUCCGUGUGUACCCAGAGCUGCGCUCCUGGAUUCAGGAAAAUUUCCCAAGAGGAAAGACCCACCUGCUGCUUCCUUUGUGUUUCUUGCCCUGAGAGAGAGAUUUCCAACUGGACAGAUGCAAAGCAGUGUUUCCUGUGCCCACCUGAACAGUUCACAAAUAAUGAGAGAACUCAUUGCCUCCCUAAGCCUGUCAUUUUCUUGGGCUUUGGAGAUUCUCUGGGAAUGGCUCUGGCCUGCACAGCCCUCUGCUUCUCUGCGGUCACAGCUGUGGUUUUGGGCUUGUUUGUGAAGCACCGAGACACUCCCAUCGUCAAGGCCAAUAACCGGGCUCUCAGCUUCACCCUGCUCAUCUCCCUCCUGCUGUGCUUCCUCUGCUCCUUGCUCUUCAUUGGCCGUCCCAACACAGCCACCUGUGUCCUCAGACAGGUCACAUUUGGGCUGGUGUUCACUGUGGCUGUUUCCACCAUUUUGGCCAAAACCAUGACUGUGAUUCUAGCAUUUAAGGCCAUGACACCUGGAAGAACACUGAGAUGUUUGUUGCUGUCAGGGGCCUCUAACUCUGUCAUUCCCAUCUGCUCCCUGAUCCAAGUGAUUAUCUGUGCAAUCUGGCUGGGAUCCUCUCCCCCUUUCGUUGACACAGACUCACACUCUGAGCCCAGAAGCCUCAUCAUCGUGUGCAACAAGGGCUCAGUCACUGCCUUCUACUGUGUCCUGGGCUACCUGGGCUCCUUGGCCCUGGGGAGCUUCACGGUGGCCUUCCUGGCCAGGAACCUGCCUGACACGUUCAAUGAGGCCAGGUUCCUCACAUUCAGCAUGCUGCUGUUCUGCAGUGUCUGGGUCACCUUCCUGCCCGUCUACCACAGCACCAAGGGGAAGGUCAUGGUGGCCGUGGAGGUGUUCUCCAUCUUGGUCUCCAGUGCAGGGCUCCUGGGCUGCAUCUUUGUCCCCAAGUGCUACACUAUUCUGAUAAGACCUGAUAAGAACUCAUCAAAAGAUAUAAAGAGCAGAAAAUUUUCUAGAGGAAAUGAGGCUUGA
Tupaia belangeri chinensis (Chinese tree shrew) is the source of this 1953-nucleotide messenger RNA. RefSeq names its product vomeronasal type-2 receptor 26. NCBI's taxonomy places the organism in Eukaryota, Metazoa, Chordata, Mammalia, Scandentia, Tupaiidae. Gene Ontology annotation, molecular function: G protein-coupled receptor activity. The transcript has 8 exons. Bases 1 to 1953 code for a protein of 650 amino acids. The record is from RefSeq and is a predicted model, not a curated record. Gene Ontology annotation, biological process: G protein-coupled receptor signaling pathway. Gene Ontology annotation, cellular component: plasma membrane.